This is a messenger RNA of Microbotryum saponariae, 153 nucleotides long. The record is from the annotation of a GenBank genome assembly. Lineage: Eukaryota; Fungi; Basidiomycota; Microbotryomycetes; Microbotryales; Microbotryaceae.
AUGAUCGGGGGUGACGAGGUCCCCAGGGGUCGAAAGCUCCGCUGUUUAGACUCGAACGCCUUGGAUCAGUCGUCGUCGCCGCCACGGCGCGUCCUUUUCGUAGGAAUCGGAGUAACAGGACCCUUUCCUCCGCGCGAACAGAGGAAGACCUAG